Dipodomys ordii (Ord's kangaroo rat) is the source of this 2188-nucleotide messenger RNA. RefSeq names its product desumoylating isopeptidase 2 (gene Desi2). Lineage: Eukaryota; Metazoa; Chordata; Mammalia; Rodentia; Heteromyidae. The transcript has 3 exons. Gene Ontology annotation, biological process: protein deubiquitination. Gene Ontology annotation, molecular function: deubiquitinase activity. Bases 2 to 439 code for a protein of 145 amino acids. The record is from RefSeq and is a predicted model, not a curated record.
GAUGAACGAAUACACCUCAUCCAUUGGGAUUGGAGUUUUUCAUUCAGGAAUCGAAGUGUAUGGCAGAGCUGUUGUUUUAGGGAGCACUGAUUUCCUAGAAGAUGAUAUAGAAAAAAUAGUAGAAGAACUGGGAAAAGAAUAUAAAGGCAAUGCCUAUCAUUUAAUGCAUAAAAACUGCAAUCACUUUUCUUCAGCUUUAUCAGAGAUUCUUUGUGGGAAAGAGAUUCCUCGCUGGAUCAAUCGACUUGCCUACUUCAGCUCCUGUAUACCCUUUCUCCAGAGUUGCCUCCCAAAGGAGUGGCUCACUCCUGCAGCCCUGCAGUCCAGUGUCAGCCAGGAGCUCCAGGAUGAGCUGGAAGAAGCAGAGGAUGCCGCUGCAUCCGCCACUGUGGCGAGCGCUGCCGCAGGCUCCAGACCCGGGCGCCACACUAAGCUAUAAGUGUCUCCAAAGUCACCUUCAAAACUGUCUCUGGCAGUUGAACAUCGUUAGAGAAAAGAAAACAGAGUAAGCAUCCUUUGGGUACUUUGUAUGCAAAGAUGGCUCUCCCCCAAUCCCAGUUUUUCAGCUCAGGAUUAUAUUUGUAAUCUUUAAAAAAAAAGUAUAUAUAUAUAAUAUAUUAUAUAUAUAUAAUCUAUCUAUCCCUUGUGUAGGAGGGAGAACUUUCUAUGAAGCAAGCUACCCUCUGGUUUUUUACCCACUUGUAAAUUUGGAUUUACUUCUGUUUUAUACAAGCUCUGUUAAGUUAUGUUUACAGUAUUUUGUAUCGCUGUUUACAAAUCUUGCAUGGACUUCUGCCAUUGUAAAAGAAGAAAAUACUCAUCUUCAAAUAUGAGGCAGGUAAUUUCAUACACUUCCUGACAAUUGCCAGAGCAACAGCAUAAAUAAUAGGCACACAAAAAGUUCUACACAGAGUUCUAUCACCUGCUUAAGAAUUGUCUUUUAGAUUUGUAUUAGCCUUGUUGGCAAUCAGAUGCAGAGAACCAAACUGGCCUGAUAGGUAGGAACACACGGCCCCAAGGUCUUAGGACUCCAGCUGGGCCCUUCCGUUUCUGAGUAGCACAUCUCCCAGGUGCCCACGGGACAGUUGCUUUCAUCCCACAUAUCUGUCCACCUAGGCUGGUGACGCUCUCCUGUCUGCCUAGCGUGAUGCCUUUGAUUCAAAAAUCAAGAUUUCCAUUGAAGACAUUCUUGUAACUGACGGGUGUUUUUGCACAUGUGCUAGGGAAGGAACUCCAUUUUUAAUAGCAAAUAAUUUCUUCCUCACACAAGAUUUCAUUGAUGGGGUAGGAAUGACCUAAGUAGUAGCCUUCUGAGUAGCAGUAUGAAUUGACAUCAACUGCUUUUAACUCUUCAGACUACCUUUUAUACUAGUCCUCAGAAACUAUAGCUAAUGAAACACCACCAGAUAGGUAAUUCUUUGGUAUUUCAUACUUUUUAGGUUCCAUGUCAGAAACAAUAUGUCAGAAUUGUUAGUGAUGGGGGGUAGCUCCCCUUGUAAUAGAAAGCUUAUUCUUACUGACUUCUUGUUGAAAAAAAAGGCAUAUUUAUGUGUCUUUAAAUUCAUCUUUUUAUAUCCCCUCAAAUGUAUGUCUCUUACCUAACAUACUCUUGAGAUGGAAGUUGUCACCACAGGAAAGUCCUCAUUAGCAAGGAAUCUGUCUGCUUGUGUUGUGUCUGCUCCCAGUGAAACUCUUACAUGUAAGAACCAAGUCAUUUUAUGUCCCGUUCCAUGAAUGAAUGUUCAUUGAUGACUGUCCUAUAUAAAAUAUUGGCAAGAAGAAAAAUGAUCCAAGGCAGUGACUUCAGCAUUAUAUAUGCUGUUGGGUUUGAAAUUUUUUACAUUUAUUUAAACUUUUGGAUUGGAUUGUGUGCUAUCUCUAUGUGAACAUACAUGUCUUUUAGUUAACUACAUUUUUAACUUUUCCAUAAGCUGAUUUUUAUCAACUUAAGCACACCCUGUUCAUGGGGAAAAUAAGCCUUGGGUUCUAAGCAUAAACCUGAGGAAAAUGAAGCCACUUUAUACUUUCUGACUGUUUUAUAUCUGCAUCCAGCAAGGAAAGCCUUUACAGAUCAAUGUCAGUUCUAUUACAGGCUGAGCACUUGUUUUAAGAGAUGUGAUAAAGGCUGGGAAUGUGGCUCACAUGGUAGAGUGCUUGCCCAGCAUGCAUGAGGCCCUGGGUUUAAUUC